Maudiozyma saulgeensis is the source of this 1317-nucleotide messenger RNA. Lineage: Eukaryota; Fungi; Ascomycota; Saccharomycetes; Saccharomycetales; Saccharomycetaceae. The record is from the annotation of a GenBank genome assembly.
AUGUCGUCAAAAACUAGAUAUUACCUGGAACAAUGUAUUCCAGAAUUAGAUGAUUUGGUAGACAAGAAACUGUUUACCAAAAAUGAAAUCUCUAAGAUCAUGAAAAAGAGAACCGAUUUCGAACAUCGUUUGAAUUCCAGGGGCUCUAGUACUAACGAUUACAUGAAGUACAUUGCAUACGAGAAUAAUGUGGAGAAAUUACGUAAGAAACGUGUGAAGAGAAUCUUACAAUCCGGAAAGACAAACAGUAUAUCAGAUUGGUCCAUUGGACAAAGGAUUACGUUUAUUUAUCAAAGAGGAACGAACAAGUUUCCUCAAGAUUUAAAGUUAUGGGCAAUGUAUCUACAAUACCUAAAGACCAGGGGUGCAGAAACUUCUUAUAAGAAAAUACAUGCUGUAUACAAUCAAUUAUUAAAAUUGCAUCCAUCUAGUGUGGACGUAUGGAUUAGUUGUGCCAAAUAUGAAUAUGAAGUUCAUGCCAACUUCAAGAGCUGUAGAACAAUUUUCCAAAAUGGUUUGAGAUUCAACGGUGAUUCAGCAAAGUUGUGGUAUGAAUACAUCAAAUUUGAACUAAAUUUUAUUACAAAAUUAUUAAAUCGUAGAAAGGUCAUGGGCUUAAUUAAUGAAAGAGAACAGGAAUUAGAUAUGUUGAAUGAUGAAAAUAAGAACGGUAAUGACGAUGAUAGUCUUAAAUUACCAAGCACUGGUGAUGCUAUGAAGGAUAAAUUGAAUGAAUUACCUGAAGCAGAUAUAAAUAUGUUGGGCAACACAGAAACAAAUCCAGCUCUUCGUGGGGAUAUUGCUUUAACCAUCUUUGAUGUGGCCAUUGAAACUCUAGGAAAAUAUUAUGUUAAUAAACAUAAAGGUUACUAUGUUGGUACAAAUACGGACUUCGAAAAGCAACUGAAUAGGGAUGCUGUUGAGGUAUUGUUUAAGAAAUCGGUUGAAUAUAUCGCUCUAUUUGACAAAUUUGAUGAUUUAGAUAGAUUAUAUUUGAUUAACCAUGUAAUCCAAUUCUGGAGAAGUGAACAUUUCGGUAUUAAUUUAGAAACAGACUGUCCUGAAUUAUACAUCGAGACAAUAUAUUUGGAUAUCAUAUUAAAUGUUAGAUAUAUGACAGUGGAAAACUUAAACAUCGAUGAGUUACAGAUGUCGGUGAAGAAAUACAUGGCGUACUCUAAUAAAUUGAGUCUGCCAGUUGUGAAAUCAACUCAAAUUAAAUAUAAGGAUUAUAUUAAAGAAACAUUCCUAGAUGCGAUGGAAAAAGAAAAUGAUCCAAGAUUUAGAAUAUUAGAAAUGAUAUACAAUAAAUUAUAA